CGAUCGGGCAUAACUUCUCGCCGUUGCUUACGCUCUAUUUCCGCACCAAGAACCCAUUAGCUCUGACCAAAUUUCCGAACCCAAAAUUAGGGGAGCAGUUUAUUUACCUUUGUCGAAAGUUGACUCUGGUCGUCCAUUGAAGCUUUUUCUCUCCGCACAUAAGCCGCCACCAAGCCCAAGCCACCCACUCACGCCCUCUAUAAUGCGCCUCUCCAACCUCGCCUUCGUCCUAGCCGCAAGCAUAGCCGCUGCCCAGUGGCAGAAGCUACGAACGGGUCCAGGGCUAGGCGCUGUGGGUGAUCUCCUCGGCCGCCAGGACGGGGGAACCUGCUCCAUCCACGAUACGUGCGCCGAGUGCUUCGGCGAGGGCAACGUAAUCUGCGACACGAUCGGCUGCUUCAACCCGGACGAGCACGAGCAAUGCUGUGUUGGCGCAUUCGUCUGCGUGGGACGGGAUACCGCCUGCUGUGACAACCUGGGCGGCCCCGGUGCGACGGGUACCAGCGGCGUCCCCGACGUGACGGCGUCCGCAACGGCGCCUCCGCCGACUGUGUCGGGGUGGACGUGCACCAAGGACGACUCGGGCGAGGAGUGCUGCCAGCGCGGCGGCAGCGCCGUGCACUGGUGUUCGGGGGAGUUCCCGGCCCAGAAGUGCUACAACCCCUCGAAGGAGUCGUGCUGCACCGACGGCUCCGUGUGCUUCGGCGAGGACUGCUGCGAGCUUUUUAGCGCCUCGACGACUAAUCCGUAUACGGCGGAGACUACGACGGGAUCGAGCAGCGGACGUGCUACUACCAGCGCUGGGGAAGGCACUAUUACCAGCUCGGCAACGCUUACUCAGGCUGGAACUAGUUCCGGGUCGGUACCGCAGUCCACGUCGGCAACCAGCUCGGGCUUCAUGCUAAGGAUCGGCCUUGGAAUGGUAGGCGUUUUGGUGUCUACGAUGGGCUUGGUCUUGUCACUAUAGAAAUGGCUAGCUUCGCGCAUGAGGGUCAGGUCUGUUCCCGAUUGGGGGUUUAAUGGUGAACAGUCGCGAUUUGAAAUCGACUAAAUAUAUGCCAUAAUAAUUGGGAGACAUGAACAAACAGCUCUUAUUCCAAUAUGCCUUUCGCGUAUGACUCUAGAAUGCCCCGAAUUUACAGAGGUGGCCGAUCGAGUGCACCUACAACUACUCCAGCGGCCAGCUGAGCAUCUACUUCUGCUCCUCUUCCUUCGUUGUUUCAAUCAGUGUCUUGUUACCCUCCUCGGCCACUCCAAUCAGACUGGUUCGCUCCCGCAGAGUCCCCUU
Messenger RNA from Phialemonium atrogriseum, 1288 nucleotides. RefSeq lists its product as uncharacterized. Lineage: Eukaryota; Fungi; Ascomycota; Sordariomycetes; Cephalothecales; Cephalothecaceae. The record is from RefSeq and is a predicted model, not a curated record. The coding region runs from base 203 to 967 and encodes 254 amino acids. The transcript has 4 exons.